Molecule: messenger RNA, 1095 nt
Organism: Mesorhabditis spiculigera
Lineage: Eukaryota; Metazoa; Nematoda; Chromadorea; Rhabditida; Rhabditidae
Source: the annotation of a GenBank genome assembly
AUGCUGCGCGGCUCGGGUGCACGCCUUCUACGCCGACCGCAGUUUUAUUGCGUAGCCAGAUGCACCGGCACGCAGCCACCGGACAAGCCGAACGUUUCCGCCACGGCGGCCCUGGAUCCGCUGAAGGCCUACUCGGCGCUGCGAGGCGAUUUCUGGGCUUCGAUAGUCCGUGAAAAAGAACAUAUGGCACUACAGCGAUCGGCGCAACGGCAAGGGCUACUCCGAUUUUUCGACGACCAUCUACCCGCAUGCUCGCGAAUAUAUUUGGCCGCCGUGGAGGAGCACGUGAUCAACGAGUUCAAGCAGCUCGGCUACAUGACACUCAUGUGUGGAGAUGGCACAAAUGAUGUCGGAGCGCUGAAACAUGCCAACGUUGGAAUCGCCCUCCUCUCCCACCCAUUCGACGCGACGAAGGCCAAGGCGAAAGAAGAGGCACAAGCCGCGCUCAGGGAACAACAACUACAAAGCGGGCGUCCCUCCGCCCGCGUUCUCGGCUACCGGAAGAAGCUGGUGGAGGAGGAAAAGGCGCAGGUUGUCCGUCUCGGUGACGCCAGCAUCGCCGCCCCCUUCACCAGCAAGUACACCUCAAUCCAAAGCGUGUGCCACGUGAUCAAGCAGGGCCGCUGCACGCUCGUUACCACCCUGCAGAUGUUCAAGAUUCUCGCGCUGAACGCCCUCCUCUCUGCCUAUUCCCUGUCGGUGCUCUACCUCGACAGCGUCAAAUUCAGGUGGCCUCUACAAACGCUGUCCCGCCAGCGCCCGCUCGCCAACAUCUUCAACGCGUACACCCUGUUGACGGUGACGAUGCAGCCGGAACAGAUCGAUCAGGCGACGUUCUCUCCGAACAUCCUCAACUCGACCGUCUAUGUCAUCUCCAUGGCGCUGCAAGUCUGCACUUUUGCCGUCAACUAUCGGGGUCGCCCGUUCAUGGAGAGUCUGUGGGAGAACAAGCCGAUGCUCUACUCGAUCAUGUUCUCCGGCGGGUCCGUGUUUGCACUGGCAAUCAGCGAUGCGCUGGUGUACAGCGUGCUGGGCGACCUGCUCGGCUGCUUCGCCAUCGAUCGAACCCUCAACUAUUUCCUGGGUGAUAUGUUC